GAGUGAAGCAACAGGAAAGAGAUUGGCUGCAGCAAGCAAUGGCAAUUACAGCCUCCACUUUAAUUCUGCUGCCAGGUCUUCGGGAAAGGGCAGUGGACACUGCUGCAGAGCCUCAGGCCAUGGUCAGCCCAGAAAAGAGCUUGAUUUGGGGUCCCAGCCUAGUAGCCGAGCUCCCCCUGCCCAUCCGUUAUUUCUACAUUCAGGCAGUCAGCACCAACGGACGCAACUUCACACAUUCCCUGCCAGGUGCUGCAUACAUACAUGUUCACAAACCAAUCUCCUCAAAAGAAAUAAUCCAGAUGCAUGUCCCACAGCUUCUAGACAGGAACGAUGGGUCUUUCCUAAUGCGGUAUCAGCUGUAUAGAGGUGUUGAGGAAGGGUUAAAAGUGGAAAUCCUUUAUCGCAAUGUACACAUAGCUCAGUCUCCUUAUAUUUUGAAGGGUCCAGUUUAUCAUGAAGAUUGUGACUGUCCAGAUCCUGACCCAAGGUCUGACUGACUGAUUUGGGGAAAUAUUUUAUCAUGUCCAUCAGAAGAAUCUCAGAUUAUUAAGGACUUUGCUGCAUUUCCUAGCAUUGAUCUUCAGCACAUGUUUGAUGAAGUCCCACAAAGAUUUGGCCAAAAUACAGUAGCCAUGGUUCAUUACACUGUCCUUAAUAAUCUCAUUUAUCGGCGGUCCUUCAGGAAGUACACAGACUUCAAAAUGUUUUCAGAUGAAAUGCUUCUGUCACUGGCAAGGAAGGUUAAUCUCCCAGAUGUGGAACUUUAUCUUAAUGUUGCGGAUUGGACUGCUGAACAUCAGAAGGUGAAUGACACACCCGGUCCUCUACCUAUCCUUUCAUGGUGUGGAUCCAUAGACACAGCAGAUACAGUGCUUCCAACUAACGAUGUCACACAUUCAACCCCUGAAACUUUGCGUGGCAUCGCAAACCAUUUGUUGUCUGUUCAGGGAAACACAGGACCUGUCUGGCACAACAAAACCGAACAUGGAUUUUUUAGGGGUUGGGACAGCCAAGAAGAACUGUUUCAGCUGGUGCAGCUUUCGAAGGAAAACCCAGAAUUAAUAGAUGCUGGAAUAACAAGUUAUUUCUUCUUCAAAGAAAAGGAGAAUGAUCUGGGGAAGACUCCACUGAUGGGAUUCUUUGACUUUUUUUAAGUAUAAAUACCAAGUGAGUUAGAUGACACAGUUGCAGCCUAUCAGUUCCCAUACCUUUUACUGAGCAACAGCCUUAUAUUUAAGCAGGAUAUUAAUUAAUACUACAAGCACUUCUACAAGGACCUGGCACCAUGGAGCCAUUACAUGCCAAUUAAAAGUAACUUAGAAGACUUGAUAGAAAAAUUAAUAUGGGCCAAGGAAAAUGAUGAAGAGGUCAGAAAAAUUGCCAAGGAAGGGCAGAAAGCUGCACAAGAAUUACUCCAGCCUCACUUGUUUUAUUGUUACUAUUUCAAAAUUUACUUAUUUCAGAAAUAUGUUCAACGCCAAGCCAGUAAACCUGAAAUAUGGGAUGGAAGAUUUAUACCUUAGCUUGAUGACAGGACUUCACAGUUUUUCUGCCACAGAAAAACACCUUCUAGGGAAGAAUUUUAAGUAAAUGGUGCCAAAUGGGAUCAAGCAUAGAGUGUUGCAAGAGUGAUGCAAGAUUUUUAAUGAUAUUUAAAGCUGUGAAAUCUGGCACAGACAAAUAUUUACAAAAUAACAUUACACAUGUCUAUUCAGAACACACACCAUUGAGUUUAAUGAGGUUUAAUGUGCUUCACUUAACAACCAAG
This is a messenger RNA of Candoia aspera, 1768 nucleotides long. It is a transcript of the gene POGLUT3, whose product is annotated as protein O-glucosyltransferase 3. NCBI's taxonomy places the organism in Eukaryota, Metazoa, Chordata, Lepidosauria, Squamata, Candoiidae. Gene Ontology annotation, molecular function: glucosyltransferase activity. Gene Ontology annotation, cellular component: endomembrane system. The record is from RefSeq and is a predicted model, not a curated record.